Molecule: messenger RNA, 3166 nt
Organism: Pipistrellus kuhlii (Kuhl's pipistrelle)
Lineage: Eukaryota; Metazoa; Chordata; Mammalia; Chiroptera; Vespertilionidae
Gene: IFNAR1
Product: interferon alpha and beta receptor subunit 1
Exons: 11
Coding region: 262-1989 (575 amino acids)
Molecular function (GO): protein binding
Source: RefSeq, a predicted model, not a curated record
GCCGUUCCGCGCUCGGCUCUGGCCGGGAGCUGUGCCCCGAAGCCGGCUCCUCCGACCAGCGAGAGCUCGCCCCGCGGGAGGCGGGGCCGCGGGGACUUGGGACCGGCGCACCCACUGAAAGUCGCCCCGAAGGAGGCGGGCCCCCUCCCUGCGGCCCCGGCCCGGGCCCCGGGGUGCUGCCUGGCCGCAGCCGGGACGAGGGGCGGGGGUGGCCCGCUGGGGCAGGAAUCCGGGGUCCGGGGAGGCUGCCUAGGGACUCAGAUGCUGAACUGUUGGCCCAGAGAAGUGCACCCCAAUGUGGCGCGGCUUUCUCAGACCCUGCCGCAGGCACGGGCCCAGGAUGGGGGCACAGGACUAGCACCUCCCCAAAAUGUGGGCGUCGACAUCAUCGAUGACAUCUUCACGCUGCAGUGGGACCGGAGCCGGGAGCCCCCGGGGGCCGUGGCUGUGUCGGCAGAUUACCAAGUACCCGGGAUGGUGGAUAUUUGGACAGAACUGCCUGGGUGUCAACAUGUGACGAGUGCCACCUGCGACUUUUCCUCCCUCCACCCGUAUGCUUACGAGGAAGUCAGACUGCGAGUAAGAGCGGAAGACGGAGGCCUCACCUCGCCGUGGCAUGAGCUUGACCCGUUUGUCCCAUACCAGCAAGCUCGGAUCGGCCCCCCGGAGGUCCACCUGGAAGCCGAAGACAAGGCCGUGGCGGUGAGCAUCUCGCUGCCCGGCGCCGCGGACGGCAUGUGGCAGCUGGACCGCGGGAGCUUCGUGUACAGCGUGGUCAUCUGGGGCAAUGCCACGGGGCCGCAGGCGUGGAACAAAACCCUGCGCUCCAGAAACCCCAGGAUCAAAGUCCACGGGCUGCUGCCGGAGACCACCUACUGCGUGACGGCGCAGGCGCGCCUGCUGCUGCACCGGAACCCCGCGGCCUUCAGCCCUGCGCGCUGCGUCAGCACCCCGGUGGAAAGUGAGCUGCCUGCUCCCGAAAACGUGAAGGUCGUUCUGGAAAACCAGACCUACGUCCUCAGGUGGGAUUACACAUGGGACAACGUGACGUUUCAAGCCCAGUGGCUCAAGCCGGAGAAGUGGGCGCACGUGCAGGGCUGCGAGCACACGCCCCGGGCCCGCUGCGCCCUGCCCCCGGGCCUGCUCUGGAGGGAGGUCUACCUCCGUGUGCGGGCCUCCCACGGCGCCCGCUCGUCCUCGUGGUCCGAGGAGUGGAAGUUCGAUGCCGGACGACGAGCCACCAUCCCGCCUCCGGUCGUGGCCUUGAAGGCCCUGGACAGCCACGCGCUCCACGUCGCCAUUGGCCUCCGGAACCAGACCGAGCUCCAGCACCUGCUCACCUACGAAGUUCGUUUCUGGGAAAACACUACGAACACAGAGAGGACGAUCGUGGAGCAGAGGACCGACUUCCCGGUGCCCGGCCUGCGGCCGCGGACGGUAUAUUGCGCGGCCGCCCGGGCGCUGCUGGCGGCCGGGCCCCGGAGCCAGCACAGCGGCCCCAGCAACACGGCGUGCGCCCGGACCGCGGCAGGAGGCGGCCCCGGAGCCCGGCUGGCGCCCGGCCUCACCGCCACGCUGGCCGCGCUGGCCGCCCUGCUGGUGCUGUGCGCGCUGGCCGCCGCGGGGAAGCUGGCCCACUACGUGUUCUUCCCGGCCGGGCAGCCGCCCUCCGCCCUCGGCGAGUACUUCCCCGAGGAGCCGCUGAAGAACCUGCUGCUGCCCGCGAGCGUGGAGCGGACGGAGCCGUGCUGCGUCAUCGAGAAUGCGGACACCCGCUCCGCAGGCGGGACGCGCGGGGACGAGGACCACAAGGCGUACGCUUCCCAGACCAGCCAGGACUCGGGCAACUACUCCAUCGAGGACGGGAGCGCGGGGAGCGGCGGCCAGGGCGGCGAGGAGCUGGGCCCGCCGGGGGCCGGGCUGGUCGCGCGCUCAGCCUGCGGGCGGGAGGUCUGUGUGACCCGGGGGCCCGGCCCCCGGGGACUGUGAGCGGAAACACCUCCGGUCCCCGGUCCUCGCCGUGAGGACGCCCCCACCUGGUGGCAGUGAAGCUGCGGGAACAGGACCCGCUGCCCGCCCCAUACGCCGUGACAGAGCGCAGGGCCUUUCCGGGCCGAGGCGGUGCCAGCUGGGCCGGGAAGGCCUGGUGCUGCCGGGUCCACUGCUGGUGCCCGGCGGUGCCCGGCCCGGACGCAGACCGGGGAGAUGGCCUCUGAGACGCCGUCUGGAGGGUGACUCGCUCUGGAAGGCCCCCUCUCCCCCGCCCCGCCUGGUGGCCCCGUGGGCUGGGCAGUGUCCGUGCGGCCUGCCCACGGGCCCCGGAGGGAGCGCACCAGGGGGCCAGGUCGCUGAGAUGGGGCGCGGGCUCAGGGCCUCUGUGGUCCUCGGGCCAGCGGCCGGGCAGCAGACAGGCCGGGUGCCUGCAGCCUCCGGUGAGCUCAGCACCGGCCCGUUGGCAGCUGGCGGGGUUUCUUCUAAAACCAUGGGCUCGGGGCCCAGGAACCCCCUCAGGAGCCCAGCACGACGGGUCUCGGGAGGCCAGACGGCACCUGGGGUGCCCGGGAGGCUUCUGGGCGCGGCCCGGACGGGCGUGUGGAUGAGUGUAGCUGAGCGGCGAUGCGGUCUGACACCGGGCACGCACCCCGCGUGUGCACCCGUCUGAGGGCGCGGUCCCAUUGGCUCAGCUCAGAGCUUCGGUCUGACUGGGCACGGCCGCCCACACAGCGCGAUUUUACAAUACAGCCCGGGCCUGCCCUGUCCCAGCUGUGCGGCCGCAGGGCAGUGCCGGGACGGGACUCGGAGGGGCACCCCCCCGCCCCCCGCCCUGCCCCGCCCCAGCGGCCUGGCGCAUCCUGCAUUGUCUGUCUGCUGUCUGUCCUCUCCGCCAGGCCGGGCUCAGAGCAGGGCCUUCCGGUCGCCCCCCCCCCCUGCCCUCGGAGCAGGGCCUGCACACAGGAGGCAGGAAGCGUGAUGGCAUGGAGGAAACAGGAGGUUUGAACCCAUGGCGCUUCUGACAGCAUCUGUAUGUUUACUGCGUUCUGGAAAGACAUACCCAUAUUUCUUUGCAAAACUUUUGUACCAGUAAUUUCAUUUGUACUUUUGCCCAGAACCCUGUUGGUGUAAAUAGUUUUAUAUAAUUAAACUAAUUAAACUGGAGCAAAGCUGA